AUGGUCCACCUCACUACUCUCCUUUGCAAGGCCUACCAUGGGGGCCACUUAAUCAUCUGCCUUGCCCUGGGCAGCUGUGCCAAUCAGCCCUUUUACACCAUUGUAGCUGCUCACAGCAAGUGUCCCAGGGAUGGUCUUUUGGUAGAGCAGCUGGGAUCCCAUGAUUCAUUUCCCAACAGUCAUGGGGAAAAUCUCAUUGCCAUCAACCUGGACAGGAUCCAGCGUUGGACUGGCUGUGCAACUCACCUCUCUUAA
Messenger RNA from Pongo pygmaeus (Bornean orangutan), 255 nucleotides. Its product is annotated as small ribosomal subunit protein bS16m-like. Bases 1 to 255 code for a protein of 84 amino acids. The record is from RefSeq and is a predicted model, not a curated record. Gene Ontology annotation, cellular component: ribosome; mitochondrial small ribosomal subunit. Gene Ontology annotation, biological process: mitochondrial translation. Gene Ontology annotation, molecular function: structural constituent of ribosome. The transcript has a single exon. Lineage: Eukaryota; Metazoa; Chordata; Mammalia; Primates; Hominidae.